Messenger RNA from Rangifer tarandus platyrhynchus (Svalbard reindeer), 702 nucleotides. NCBI's taxonomy places the organism in Eukaryota, Metazoa, Chordata, Mammalia, Artiodactyla, Cervidae. The record is from the annotation of a GenBank genome assembly.
AUGGAGACCCCCGCAUUGGCUCCACCCUCCCACCGACCUGCACCCCAAGGCGUGAAGAAGAACAUUAAGCGGGCCACCCCCUCUCUGCCAUCAGCAUCAGGGACUGGCGGGAGCGGGGAAGCCGAGCCAAGGGUCCAGUGCCCACCGCAUCUCUUCACUGAGCUCUACAAGCCAGUAACCAGCUUCGGGAACAGCCCCCCUGUCUUUGUGUUUAUUGGGGAUCCAGGGUUGGGGGAGAGGCUACUGGUCUGGGGGCAGUGGUCACAGGCUGUGAGAUCUGACUGCCUGAAACAGGAUGGGGAUGGCCCUUUGCAGAACAGAACAGACCUAGUGUGGGUUCUGAUCACCUUUGGUCUGCCCACCCCCUGCUCCACAGGAGUUCUGCCAGUCUGGGCAUCUGGGUCAAGCCAGACCCCGAGAGCCGGGCGCGGCUCUGCAGGGCACGCAUGCGCACAUGAGCACGCCAGCGCACCCUUGUGCCCAGCCUCGCCGCCGCUAUCCUCCGCUGGUUGGAGCGGACGCGAAGGCGGCAGGUACGAACCCUCUGUUGGGCAAAUACCACCCUCAGGAUGUGAGGGCCUAGGAGGCCUUCGUGGGGAAGGUUCUGGAUUUAUUUCCUCGGCUGGAUGCUAUAAAUACGUUAGCAUUGGAGCCAACUGGAGGGCUGCGGGUAAUUUGGGAUGCGCAGAAACUGUAAUUUAA